This is a messenger RNA of Caretta caretta (loggerhead turtle), 9083 nucleotides long. It is a transcript of the gene SSH1, whose product is annotated as slingshot protein phosphatase 1. The record is from RefSeq and is a predicted model, not a curated record. Gene Ontology annotation, biological process: negative regulation of actin filament polymerization; protein dephosphorylation. Gene Ontology annotation, molecular function: actin binding; phosphatase activity. Lineage: Eukaryota; Metazoa; Chordata; Testudines; Cheloniidae.
GCAGCGGAUGGAGGCGGCCGGAGGCCGGGAGCCGCCGUCGCUGUAGCCGGGCCCCGCGCUCCGCCCCGGCCCGGAGCCGGCAGCCCCGCGCCCCAGCCAUGGCCCUGGUCACCCUGCAGCGCUCGCCGACCCCCAGCGCCGCCUCCUCGGCCAGCGCCAGCGAGCUGGAGGUUGGCAGUGAUGAAGAUCGCAAAUUAAACCUGAGCUUAAGUGAGAGCUUUUUCAUGGUGAAAGGAGCAGCGCUUUUCUUACAACAGGGAAACAGUCCACAAGGCCAGCGGAGUCUGCAGCAUCCUCACAAGAAUGCAGGUGACUUGCCCCAGCACCUUCAAGUGAUGAUCAACCUUCUGCGCUGUGAGGACAGAAUCAAAUUGGCUGUACGCUUGGAAAGCAUGUGGACAGACCGAGUCAGAUACAUGGUGGUCGUGUAUAGCAGUGGGCGGCAAGACACAGAAGAAAACAUUUUACUGGGAGUGGACUUUUCCAGCAAAGAAAGUAAAAGCUGCACUAUUGGGAUGGUCCUGCGCCUGUGGAGUGAUACCAAGAUACAUCUUGAUGGAGAUGGUGGAUUUAGUGUGAGCACUGCAGGGAAGAUGCAUAUCUUCAAACCAGUUUCUGUACAAGCUAUGUGGUCUGCCCUGCAGAUCCUCCACAAAGCUUGUGAGGUCGCACGGAGGUACAAUUACUUCCCAGGUGGAAUGGCCCUGGUCUGGGCCACAUACUAUGAAAGCUGCAUCAGUUCGGACCAGAGUUGCAUCAAUGAGUGGAACACGAUGCAGGACCUGGAGUCGACACGCCCUGAUUCUCCAGCAUUGUUUGUUGACAAGCCAACUGAGGGGGAAAGAACAGAGCGGUUCAUUAAAGCCAAACUCCGAAGUAUCAUGAUGAGCAAAGACCUGGAAAAUGUGACCUCCAAGGAAAUACGAAAUGAACUGGAGAAGCAGAUGAAUUGCAACUUGAAAGAAUUCAAGGAAUUUAUAGACAAUGAAAUGCUGCUUAUCCUGGGGCAGAUGGACAAACCAUCUCUAAUUUUUGAUCAUCUGUAUCUGGGGUCUGAGUGGAAUGCCUCCAACCUGGAAGAGCUUCAAGGCUCGGGCGUCUACUACAUUUUAAAUGUCACCAGGGAGAUCGAUAAUUUUUUUCCUGGUCUGUUCGCGUAUCAUAAUAUCCGGGUGUAUGACGAGGAGACGACAGACCUCCUGGCUCACUGGAAUGAGGCAUAUCAUUUCAUAAAUAAAGCCAAGAAAAAUCACUCUAAGUGUCUGGUACACUGCAAAAUGGGUGUUAGCCGGUCUGCCUCUACAGUUAUAGCUUAUGCAAUGAAGGAAUUUGGCUGGUCUUUGGAAAAAGCCUAUAAUUACGUGAAGCAAAAACGCAGCAUUGCAAGACCAAAUGCAGGCUUCAUGAAACAGCUGCUGGAAUAUGAAGGGAUUUUAGAUGCAAGCAAACAGCGUCAUAACAAGCUGUGGAAGCAGCAAGCAGAGAGCAAUCUACCCCAGAAUGCAGAUGAUUCUACGGGGCCCAGUGACUUCCUGCUCGAUAGCUUAGACAUCGAUCUAGAAAACCGCCUAUCUGACCUGGACGCACCUUCACAGUCCACGUACUUGGACAACAGAGCCAAUAUGGAGGCCGGGGGGUUUCACUACUGCUUCCGACGCCUGUCUGACUCGUUGCUGGAGAACAAGCUGCCUGGUGACAGGGAAAUAUUUUUCCAGGUGGAGGAUCUGGAGCGAGACGUACUUUCGGAGCAGGCCAAUUUGCUGGUGGAUCAGCCUCCCCCAAUCCCUCCUGAGGCUGUGGCAGAGACAAUGAAGGCUAAGGACAAAGUGGAACCAUUGGCAGAGCUGAGAAGUUUCUGCGAGAAGGAAGUGAAGAAGUUGGAGUCCAGCAUGCCAAAGGGGAGGAGUGUGCCCAGCCAGGCGGAUCUGGGAAAGGAAAGCAUCAGGGAGGAAAAUCCCGUGGAGAGGUGGAAGCGGCGCUUGUCUGUGCACAAGGAGGAGAACUUACUGAACAGAGAGAACUUGAAUAACAACAACAGCAAGAGGAGCUGCCCAGAGGAGUUCGAGCGCGAUGCCAUAUUUGGAAUCCUCAGUAAGGUCAAGCCUUCCUACCAGUCAUGCACUGACUGCAUGUAUUCCUCAGCCAGUGCAUCCGCUGAAGCCUCUGGAGAGCAGUGUGAAACGCUGAAUCCAGCUGCCGCAUGCUGCAGUUCUACAAUCUGCACUCAGCCUUCGCUCCUCUCCCAUGUGACUUCUAACUUGUUGGACCAAAUGCCUAGCAAGUCGCAGGCUGAGGAAGUAAUCAGGGCUAAAAAUGAUGUCUUGCCUCCAUUGCUGCAGGGAACUAGUGUUUUGGAAGGUGGCACCUGCAAAUCCGUGGUGGAUCAGCAUUGCAAUAUUUCUGAAAAGCCAAAAGAUGCACCAAAAACAUCUGUCAAAGCACUGCUUGCCAGGAGAAAUUCCCACUGUGAGAAGAGCCCUCUGAAUACAGAAGUGAUGAAGGAAGAGUCUCCAUCCAGAAAAGAUGUCAAACCAACGAAGGACCUGAAGUACUUGCUGUUUAGUAAAGAUCUGGAAAAGCCAACCACAAACAGUUAUUUGAUGCAGCAUCAAGAAUCUCUUAUUCAGCUUCAAAAAGCUGGUUUAGUUAGGAAGCAUACCAAAGAACUGGAGCGUCUGAAGAGUGUGCCAUCAGAAUCCUCGUCACUGGUAAGAGAGAGCUCCCUGAGCAGAAUUGAUGCUAGUAUACCAGAGGAAAACCAAGAUUUGGCUUUGCACCGAGGCCCAGUAUCUCUUCUGGGUCCAGCACCUUUAAUAUCCAGAGAGAAUGAUGUGGAGAAGUUAGAGGCCAAAAACCCCUUACAGGGACUCUCUCAGAAAACCUCCACACCUGUCCUGUGCAGGCUAGAACACAUGAGCAGUUACACAAAGGACUUUCUGAAGACCAUAUGCUAUACGCCAUCAUCUUCCAGGAGUUCCAACUUGACACGCAGUUCUAGUAGCGACAGCAUACACAGUGUGCAUGGGAAACCCGGCCUGGUAAAACAACGUACUCAGGAAAUCGAAACCAGGCUACGACUUGCUGGUUUGACUGUUUCUUCCCCUCUGAAAAGAUCCAAUUCUCUUGCCAAGCUAGGGUGUCUUAACUUGUCCUCCGAGGACUUAUCGAGUGACAUGGACGUGUCAACAGUAAUGAACUCAAAAGAGGCCAAAUUGAGUGAGUCUUCCAUGCUUUGUGAGUCACAAUCCUCUCUGAGGAGUGUGGACGUAAGCUCCAAACUGCUAGCAAAUUCAGCCACAGGAAACUUGAAGAGCACACUUUGGAAGGGCAAAAGUUGACACGUUCUGGUGUAUGUGUUGUUUUUUUAAAAUCAGCAUUUAUUGCCUGAACCCAAUGCCAUUUUAUCAUCUGAAACAAAAUAGUUCAGCUGAUGCCACGUCUUUACCCCCUUCCUUGUGCAGUAAGUGGGGAGAAAGAGGGACAUAACUGACAUGGGUGAAUAGCACAGUGAAAAAAAACAUUGCAUGGCUUGGAAGAGGACGUGGUGUGUGAACUGCCUACUGUUCCUAUAGGACAAUAUUCCCAGUACUGUUUGCCAAGUAUAGUUGUGUUAACAUAUAUAUAAUGUAAAAAAAUGCUGAAAAUAUUGUUUCAAAGUCUCAACAAAAGUCAUGGCAUUUUAAAUUUUUUUUUAUUUUGCAAAACAAACAUAGCACAAGUCUCUAGUUUAAACAGCCACUUGUGGAAAAACCUGUAGAUGGCAACAUAAACUCUACCUCUGUUCUUGCUGAUUUCUGUGUUGAUUUUUUUAAGGCUUAUUCCAGGAUAUUUAAAGUUUUUUGAAAAGCAUUCCUAUGACAUCAACUGUAAAGAUCCAAAAGAGUGUUGAGGUGUAGGCUUUACUGUACUGAGUAACUCUAACUAUGAAGUCAAGUGAAAAAGUGUAGAGCUGUUGUUUUAUUGACUGCGUGAUCUGCUGACCCGAUAGUUCCUCUUUACUGUAUAAUCAGGGUUAGCUGUCACAGUGUCUUGUGUUAAUAACAGAAUGACAUCUAGGUUGUGUGUUUUCAAGGUUUCUGUUAAAGUGGAGAAAUAUCUUGUUCUUCAGGUAUUGUUGCUCUUGUUGUGGUUUUAUAGUUAUCCCAGUAAUAAUGACAAGCCUGGCCAGUAGGUGACCAUGAACCAUUGUGAAAUGUGUGUGAUGCUGGAGUCAGUGGUGUAGCACUUGUGUUUUGGAAGCCCUGCUUUAUCAGACUGUUGAUGGCAUGCAUUGCAGAUGAAAAGACGACUGACCUGUCUCAUCCUACAGAGGGCAGGCUUUAUUGUCAUUCUGUACGUUUGAAACCUGGGGAGAUAAGUUAGUUUAUUUGGUAGAACAUUUCUUGCAUCCUGGAGUUUGCAGCAGAAAUGCAAAGCAGCAGCAGGUUAUCUCAGGAAGGUGUAUGGUUGUCACUGAGCUCUGAAGCUUUUUAGAAGUUCCCACAUUGAGUAACAUCCAAAGGGUUUAUUUUUUCAUCAUCCGGAAGCAGUGCGGGAGGAUGAGUAUUCCUGCUCUUGUUCGUUUAUAGUACAUAUUGUCUGGGAUGCACAGGUUAAUUUCAGUGAUGGUCUCCUCCUGAUGACAACAGAAGUGCAAAUUCUGCUCUCGGGUGAACGUGUGGUGCUCCCCUGGGCUUCCCUGAUCUUACACACUCAUCCAAGGGCAGAGUUUGGGGCCAGUGCAAGGAGGAGGCAGUAGUUUCACUAGCCUAGCCUAAAUGGAAUAUUGCAAUAUCUCAGAAAGGAAGGAAAAGUGGAGAGCUAGGUUAGUUUCCAUAGUGUUAAACAAUCAUUAAGUCUUCUACAUGGUACUGCUAGCUAGAUUUCUGAUAUGGUAAGGCAUUUAGGGCUCAGUCCUAUACCCUCUGAAGUCAGUGGCUUCAGUUGUGCAGGAUUACCUCUUAGAGCAGCGCCAUUGGCUGUAUAGGCCGUUCUUUUUUCAUCAGCUGCUUGGUACUAGUUUCUGUUGGAGGUUUAUGGCCAACUCAGAAACACUCCAUUUCCACUUAGUUCUCAUUCAGGCAAUGGGGGGGGCUGUAUAAUCUUGGGCACAGACCUCAGGAUUCAGCCCUUGAUGAUGAAACAGAAUUCAAGUAAAAAUGGGGAUGAUCAAAAUGAGUGAGUGAGAUUAUAAGAAAUCUGUUUGAGCCACUUCCAGAGAUAGGCCGGUUGGACACACAGAUAACCCAGGUUAGCCCUAAAAUGCUGUCCCUCAACAAAGGAGCACUCCCAGCAUCAUGGUAACCAGCCCCAUAUUCAUUUGUGGGUCGUUGUCGUCACACCCAGUGACCGUUUAUUACAGAACGAUUUCAGAUAAACACUGUUGUACCAUUGACUUCCCGCCCCUGCCAGGUGCAACGUGCCUCAAAGGAGGCCCUUUGCCUCUAGGGUGUGUAACACAUUGUGGUAGAAUGCAUUUGCCAGCCUGGUAGAAAAAACACAUUUAAAAAAACCUCCAAAACUCUGGGAGAUACAUUUUUGCCAAAUUUAGGAUAUAAUUUUCAAAAGUGCCUCAGUCACUGAGGAGUCUGAGUCCCAUUGCGUAUCAGUUGGAUUUAGAUUUAAGUGACUUAAGCGCUUUUAAAAAUGGGACUUAGGCUCCUAAAUUUUCAAAAAUGCCUGAAUUCCAUGUGUUAGACUAACUUUGGUGUCACAGUGAAAUUUAAAGUGUGGUGACAACAAACUAUGGAUUUGUUGUGGUCCGUGGUUUUAACAACCAGGUCCAUGUGAGUCUGAGCUGUUUUUUUAAAAAUCUGCGUUUGCAGAGCCGUUGCUGGAUAAAGUCUUUCAGAUGGGGAUGGAAAGUGAAGAGUGCAACUUUGAACAGCAGAUCCUACAACCUGCCAUUUAAAAUGUUUGAGUACCCAUUUGGGAAGUGUCCCUUGGUUUCCACUGUUUAGAAUACCAAGGAUUCCUUUUUUUUUUUUUUUUUUUCAGUAACUCCCCCAAUUUUGUACUAAAAACAGGAGAAAUAUGGGCUGGGAAGCAGUAGAUAAAUAUUUAUCUUUUGAUAGAGGGGUCAAAAAUAUAUAUACAUCUUGAGCAUAUGGCAAAUUUGCCAUUUCAUGUGUGAAAGAAGCAAAAGCUUCUUAAGCAAGGCACACAAUGGCAAUAUCUCGGAGGACGUGAAAUAUUUUGUAAUCCACGUUUUCUAGUGUCGGGAAACUGAUGUCAUUGUUAGAGUUGGACCUUCCCUUAGCUGCAAUGUUUGUGUUAUUGUCUGGCUAUAAACCUUCAGAAGUGGAUUUAGCAUGGACACUUCCUUUGAUGCUGUGAUUGUCGUUGGUUCUUGGUGUGGUUCUUUUCACUGAACCCACCCUUUUGUGCAUCUUGGAAAUCAAUACUGACUAGAUCACUUCAAUACACUGUGAAUUCACUGACGCAUGCCCCCCUUCCCUCCCCAGUUGUGACAUUUCAGUUUCGCUGUAUCUGGGGUGUGGUGGUAUAUCUAAAAUAUUAAUGUUGUUAUUAUGUGCCUAAUGUCAAAGCAUCAUGGGUGCGUUUCCAGGUCCAUAUCUACUGUAGUGUAUUCCAUAUAUUUUUAUUACUUGUCUUUUAGUUGUUCUUACUUAGGUUUUAUUUGUAAAAGAUGGAUUGGGAAGGAGGGGUGGUUGUGAGCAUGGCUAAAGCCAUAGCACUGUGCUUGAUUAUUGCAUGGCGGCAAAGGGUUUCUUCAGAGCCUAUUAGCCCAUGCUGAAAUUAUCAGCUAAGGUAUUUUUGAAAGCUGUUAAUCUGUUCACCAACUCCAUCCAAACCACAACAUUGUGCUAAAGCCAGUUGCACAGUUGUUUGGAUUCUUCCUGUCUGCAAAUUUGUGCACCUGUUCACACUGACAGUCUUCUUUCCCGAGGAGAGGCCCUUUCCCAUCUGACACAGUUGGACAAAGACUGCCCUUAUUUACACCCAUGCUGUUCCAUUGAAGCUGGAUCUGCAAGGCAGAAUUUGACCUAGUUAUUUUAUUUAAUUUCUAUUUUCCCGUGGAUUUUUGCUAGCCCUCUUUAUCCAGAUAACCCUAAAGGAUCCCUAAUAGUGUCACUGUAGGAUAAAGCAGAUAGUUAACUCCUCAUGGCUAGGACUCCACAGUGUUAUUAAGCAAGAUCUUGUGCUUCUCUUGUGGAGAGAUGGUCACUUAGGUCCAAAUUUUGCAUGCAAAAAGAAGUGAGUGUGGUGAUAUUUGUAAUUCUCCCAGUUGUGUGUGCAGAUCACACAUGUGUGCAUACAACACAUGGGCUAGGUUAGACGAGGAUUGUUAAAAGUGCUGAUCUCUGGUCUAAUUGCUCCCACUGAAGUCAAUGGGAGUCUUAACUGUUGAUUUCAAUGGGCGUAGAGGCAGGCCAAUGAUGAGUGCUUCUGAAAAUCCCCUGUGUAAUUGCCUGUUUCCAAGAAUGGCAGGAGUGACACACACAGAUGUGGCCAUUUGUUUCUGCAGGUUGUUUUGCACCUGUGAAUUGGCUGCUGCCUUGUGAAGAUGCCUUAACACCUACUGUUCCCAUCCCCACUGCCAGUGAGCUGUAAUUCCAUCUAUUUUCUUGGGGUGGGGACAUGCACUUUUCACAGCACUAACUGCCAGUAGGGAACCAACCCCAGGCAGUAAGACACUGCAGUAUAUUAAUACACAUUGCCUUUGUUCACAAGGUCAUUGCCACGUAUGCCCAAUUUGACAUUUGUUGGCCAACCCAUUGUAGCUUGUACUAAGAGAGAAGCUUAAUAGGUGCUUAGACUUGAAGAACUUCUGAAAAUGUCCAAGUUGUUUUAACAAUACAAGUGAACAAACCUAUUUCCUUCCUGUUUUCUUCUUCUAUGACCUGCCAAACUCUGCUACAUACAAACUACUGCUGUGGUAGUUUAGUUUUCAGUUGACUACAAUGCCCAUAUUGUGAUUGGAAAAAAAAAAUCACACAGACUCCGUUAUUUUGUGGAACAUAACUGUGUCACCACACACAUAAUGUAGCUUAUCAAACUUGAAGAUCCAUUGCUGCUUAGUGCAACACAAUACUGUUGAUACAUGUAGUUUAUUUUUAAUUUUUUUUAAGUCAAUAUAUGCGUAGAGGCUAUAGCAUGCCAAUUCAAAGAUUUUGUAGCCAAAAAAUGCAGUGCUUGCAGGGUUGUUAGUCUCGAUGCAUGAAAAUAUAGUUGUUUUCUUUCUCUCCUAUGUAUUGUAAUUGUUCUUUUACAAUUGAGUGCCUUAAUAAUAGUUUACAAAUACUGUGUAUUUAUGCUGAGCUGGUAAACGCUGCUGUUUUGCUGUUUUGUCUUGGUGCUUUGAUGUUUCAGUGUAAGUAAGACCAUUACUAUUUGCGUGUAUGAUUCCUGUAUAACUCUGAUGGUCCCUGAUCUCAGAACUGCUAAUCAGUUUUCCUUUGUUAUGUGUAUGGGUAAAACGAUGGGCUUUGUAAAUGGAUCCCACAUAAAUUCCAGCUUCCGUUGCCCUGGCCUCAUCGCUUAUGAUUUAUCUCUGCAUUGCUGCAGACAGUGCAGGCAAGGGAGGGCUUGACAAGACAUUCCAAAGAUGGAAGGCCAUCGUUACACUUGGAAGAGUUACAGGCAUGAUCUAAGCCAAGGAACACUCCAACAUCAAAUCUGAAAUGCACAGACUGGCACCUUAUUUCCAGCGUAUGCUUUUUUUGUUCCUUGUUUUAGAAAUAGCACCGUUUUGGUCAUCAUUUCUCAGUGUGUUCUUUAACUAAAUAAUAUGCCCCUUCAUGUCACAGACUUUGGUCUGCUCUCCUUGCCUGAGACUUGACCUAGGGCCCAUGAAUAGUUACCACCCUUGUUAGAUAAGCUGCGGACAUGAAUGAAUGGGUGAAUAACCAGUCGCUGUUUCAGUGCAUUGCUGUACUCUUAUGAUAACAGUGUUCUUUUUAUUUCAUUGUAUUUCUUGAUUCUGGUUUUUAUAUUUAAAUAUGCAGUAUCUUUUGUACUGUACAUUUGCAGUAGGGGAUGCAUAAUGCACUUUUUUUUUUUUUUUUUACUUUUGUUGGUAAAAGUGUACUGUAUGUUACAUGUGCUUCUUGUGAGGAAAAUAAACAUUUUUUUCUUUACAA